UACGGUAUAUUUGUGAGGGUCAGACGGUAUAUUUUAUCGAAAAGGCCGCGGCCACACUGUACAUAAACCACAAUGGCGAAUACAAGUACCGGCGUUGUGGUGCCACGAAAUUUCCGCUUACUGGAGGAGCUGGAUCAGGGCCAGAAGGGUGUAGGCGAUGGCACCAUCUCGUGGGGUCUGGAGAACGACGAUGAUAUGACGCUCACUUAUUGGAUUGGCAUGAUCAUUGGUCCGCCCAGAACACCAUUUGAGAAUCGAAUGUAUUCACUAAAGAUUGAGUGCAACGAACGCUAUCCGGAUGAGCCACCCACGCUAAGAUUUUUAACUAAAGUUAAUAUUAAUUGCAUUAACCAGAACAAUGGCGUGGUUGAUCAUAGAUCAGUGCCCAUGUUGGCCCGGUGGAAUCGUGAUAACACUAUAAAAACGAUGCUGCAGGAAAUUCGUAGGAUUAUGACCAUGAAAGAGAACCUGAAGCUGGCACAGCCGCCAGAAGGAAGCUGUUUUUAGUCGACAACAACCAGCAAAACAACACCAACAGCAAAACCCGGCAGCUGCAGAAACAACCAGAGCCAGAGCCUGACCCCCCCACACACACUUACAGCACAGCAAGACCGACCACCAGCAAAACAAUAUCAGCCGGAAUCAGCCAUGUAUAAGUCUAUAAUCUAUAUAUAUCUAUAUAUGGAAAGCUGUGUGUGGCAUGUGGAUGUGGCAUGCGUGUGCCUCUGAGCUGCGGCAGCCGCGUGGAGAUGAUUAAGAAGAUGAUGAAUGAGAAGCGAGUGGGGUUAUGUGGCCCGUUGAUGCUUGCAGCAACGGCAACCAGAAACCAAAUGCAAGUUAUACUAUAAGUAACAAGAACAGCAAACAACGUCACUAUAAUGGUCGUCGUCGUCGUCCCUUCCGUCAUAAACUAUAUCAUCAUGUUUGGUUACUUUACUUCUACUCCCCCCAGCCAGCCAGCCAGCCAGCCAGUACCCCCAACAACGAUCCUCCCUUCUUAGCUAAGAAAGAAACAAAAUUAGAACAGAACCACAAAAUCAGCAACAAGUUAAACAAACAAAAAAAACAAACAACAAAUAACAAAAAACAAAAAAAAAACGCCUACAAAAUCGAACCGAAAUUGAGUUUAUUUUAUUUUUUCACUCACGCGCAUACACAGAGUAAUGCAACAAAAGAAAUUAAAUGAAGAGAAAAGUUAAAAUCCGUAUAAAAGUAAGCGUAAACGUAAACUAAUCGAACAGAGCAGAGCAGGCGCAUGUAUUUCUAGAGAGAAAGAUGGAUGAGCAGCAGCCCAGCAGCCUGUGGUGUUCUUUGGAGAGGAGAUGAUGCGUAAUUAUUGUUUUUUGCCUAAACUAAAAAUUUAUUAAUUAUAUACAUAAAAACAAAAUAUAUAUUAAUUUAAAUAAAACAAGAAACAACAACCAAUCGAAGAGAAUUUUCUGUAGAGCAAAGAACUCGAAGAAACAUUUAAGUUGAUUUGAGUUUUGAUUUUAAGAUACUUGUAUCUUCUUCCUUCCUCCCACUCUAGUGGGUCGAAGGAGGUAGCAGCAUUGUAAUAUCUUUUGUGGAAAUUAUAUAUACAUACCAUACAAAUAUAUAUGCGAGUAUAUAGAGCGACACAACAACCACACAUACACUUGCACUAUAAACUGAUGUGGAAAUCGAGCGGGCAGAAUGAACGAUGAUUAAUAUAAUAAUUUAAUUUAAGCUUCUAAAUAAAACAAUUAAUAAUCCAAUAAAAGAAAGCUCCAAAAACCCCAAAUUGGUUAAGGAUCUGUUGAGAUUUGUUGCUUCAACAAAUGCCAACUGAUCCUGCCAAGGUAUUCCUUGAUUGCUUAUUAAUGAACUUUAUGGCUGAACGUAUUAAUUGAUGUUAUAUUUCUGCAUUUUACAGAACGACAAAACUAAGAUGAUGUCUUCGUUUGCAAUACCUGUACUAUAUAAAAUUGGCAAAGGGCUGAAUCGAAAUUGGGAAACUCCA
This is a messenger RNA of Drosophila obscura, 1981 nucleotides long. It is a transcript of the gene Uev1A, whose product is annotated as ubiquitin-conjugating enzyme E2 variant 2. The transcript is spliced from 4 exons. Gene Ontology annotation, cellular component: nucleus. Gene Ontology annotation, biological process: DNA damage tolerance; protein K63-linked ubiquitination. The coding region runs from base 73 to 507 and encodes 144 amino acids. NCBI's taxonomy places the organism in Eukaryota, Metazoa, Arthropoda, Insecta, Diptera, Drosophilidae. The record is from RefSeq and is a predicted model, not a curated record.